AUGGCGGCCGCGGUGGCCGCGGACGGCGACCCUGCGGCGGGAGACCGCAUCGAAUUUGCCGUCCUCGUGCGAGGUCGCGGCUCGACCGCCGAAUGGCUGGCCGACUUACUUCGCGCCCAGGAGCUUACCGUGGAGUGCACGGCCGUGCGCCGAGAGACUCACCAUCUACUGCUCAUCCGACUGCCCCCGCACACUGCACCGCAGGCUGCCGAACAGGUAGGGUUGUUCAAGAUGCACAAGGACGGCUACGAAAAACCCUUUCGCCGCUCCAACUGGCGCGAUUUCAGCCACAGCGAAGAGCCCGACCCGGCGUCCCUGUUCUCACUCGCCGAACGCCAGGAGAUCGUUCAGCACCUUUUGUACAGCAUCCGGGCCACCCAGCUCACCGAGGUGGUCGGCGUUCAGCCGCGCCGCAUCCCCAUCUAUCCUGGACAAUCCAUUUUCGCCGUCUGCCAGCGGGCGCGCAUCAUCAAGGCCCAGUUCCCGCCCCACGACUACGCCAACCUCUACGCCAUCCGCAGCGUCUGGCUGUCCCACCUCACCAUACCGGUCCACAUGAUCCGCGCCUACUUCGGCCUCCGCAUUGCCUUCUACUACGCGUUCCUGUCCUUCUACACCUGGUCCCUGAUGGUUCCGAUGGUCAUGGGUGUGCUGGUUCAUCAGCACCGGGACUCGCUGCGCUGGAGGGUGGCCGGAGUACUGUUCAACCUUUUUUGGAACACCAUCAUCCUGGAGGUGUGGAAGCGGCGUGCCGAAAACCUCUGCUGCGUCUGGGGACUGCACGAGACGCCGCCGACCCGAAACCGACUCCUGUACUUGGUGGAGGAACACUCCGCCUUGCAGAAGAUCUUCAGGGUGAUGGUGUCCCACGUUGUGGUCGGGCUCUGUUUGUCACUCUGCGUGCUCCAGCAGUACGAGUACUUCUGCCUCGAGAGUUACGUGGCCAUAGAGUUCCCGUCGCCUGCGUGGGGGAAUAAGCUGGUGCGAGUACUUCCCGGUGUGCUAAACACUCUGGUGGCCAUGGCGUUUAGCGACGUGUACCGCGCGCUGUCUCAAAGGCUGACCGAAUGGGAAAACCAUCAGACGCAAGGCGAAUACCUCCGCCACCUGACAGGAAAGCUGAUAGUGUUCGACUUCUUCGGUCGGUUUGGCACUCUCUUCUACACGGCGUUCUACCUUCAGAACGUCCGACUGCUUCGGAAGCAAGUCUACAUCCAGCUCGUCCUAGCCUUCACCAAGGACAACCUGGUGGAGGUAGCCAUGCCCAGGGCCGUGCGCGAGAUCUCCGCCCUUAUCCGAAACAUAAUCCGCCGAGACUCCAGCUACCUGCCAGGCGUCCACAGCAUCCUCAGCGAGGCUGAGAUGACAGCCUACACCAGCACCUACAUGGACUACUACAAAAUGUUCAGCCAGUUCGCGUUCGUCUUCCUGUUCGGUCCCAUAGUGCCGCUGGCGCCCCUGGUGGCCUUCUUUGGCAACCUGCUCGAGAUGCUGGUCGUUGGCUACAAGCUCAUCGUUGUCUUCCAGAGGCCUCUGAAGGUCGGCUUCGAUGGCAUCGGCAUCUGGGAACCCGCGUUCAGGGCUAUCGGGUUCCUCGCCGUGCCGUCCAAUAUCGCGUUGCUGUGCGUCGAGAACCCGGACCCCCUGAGUACGUUGUCGAGGCUUUUCACCGACACCGAGUUUGUGCUGUUCCUGGUCAGCCUCGAGCAUAUCAUCCUGUUCCUCAAGCUCGUGCUUCAGUACACGCUCCGCUCCCAGACCGUCUGUCCCCACGCGUAUUUGCGACCAGUUCUCUAAAUCGGCCUCCAAUGAUUGUCUUUCAAUAUUAUAUACGCAGUGUCUUAACUUUCUUUAUUGUGAAGGAUGAAAUCGAAAAUGAAUAUUUCCCUGCUUUGCAUGUGCGUCAUGCCACAGCCCCCAGUGAUUUCUUACUCACACCCGGGGGGGUGCAUUGUUUGUUUAGAAAAAAACCUAAAAAAAAUCUUCCGCUAAAAGAACAAUAAAUAAAGUACGUAAUGUUUAUUUUGCGUGAAA
Ixodes scapularis (black-legged tick) is the source of this 2034-nucleotide messenger RNA. RefSeq names its product anoctamin-10-like. Gene Ontology annotation, cellular component: plasma membrane. NCBI's taxonomy places the organism in Eukaryota, Metazoa, Arthropoda, Arachnida, Ixodida, Ixodidae. The transcript has 3 exons. The coding region runs from base 1 to 1797 and encodes 598 amino acids. The record is from RefSeq and is a predicted model, not a curated record. Gene Ontology annotation, molecular function: chloride channel activity. Gene Ontology annotation, biological process: chloride transmembrane transport.